AUGCAUGUGCGCCUAUGCGACGAUAUCCAAUUACUAUGCACUCAAGGAUCUCUGAAGCUAAGCGAGUCAAACAAAUUCACGGAUCCGUACGAUGUGUGCGACAAUCCUAUUCCAAUGAUUUAUGUGAGCCGCUCAAAAAAAUUGUAUCUGCAAUACGAAUCGCAAAGUGCAGACUCCGUGUUAACAGCGCACUAUUCGAAAAUCGAGGCAUUCCGAAUACAAAUGAAAUACGUCAGUGGAAUCGUAUACGAGGGGGAUCACCCACUUCCCUGGAUGGACGAAUUCAAAGAUACAACAUCCGAGGUUUAUCGUGAGUUCCAGAAAGGAACCUGUAACGACCUCAUGGAAGUACUGAAAACAACCGAUAAUUGGCAAGCAUUCAUUACGUGUCGACUCAGGACUGUCUACCGAUUGAACGUGAGAGCUAUUCUCAAGUACGCCCGAAUAGCGAGCGAAAUGAGAAACAGAGUGCAAGAUCAGAGUCCAAUAUCUUACGUGAAAAGUACACAAGGUGAUUCGACCAAUAUGGGACUUUUCGCAGUCGUCGAUCUGGCGUUCAACAAAACUGCGGUGCCCACGGAAUCUCUGUCCGACAAAGCCUUGCUUUCCACUUUCGAGAAAUCCAGUGAAAUACCUUUCAAAAAAGGAUAUUUCAUUGUCUCAAUCGCCUCCGAUGCCAAAUAUACCGCCUGGUUCACCUAUAUUACAGCUAUGUUAAUAAUGAAGCUCAUUCACUAA
Echinostoma caproni is the source of this 738-nucleotide messenger RNA. The record is from the annotation of a GenBank genome assembly. NCBI's taxonomy places the organism in Eukaryota, Metazoa, Platyhelminthes, Trematoda, Plagiorchiida, Echinostomatidae.